AUGGCUACCGACCAGAAGAAGCCUCUGAGCUUCGACGAGAUCAUCCAAGCCGAUCGCGCGCGCAGAAAGAAUGAGCAGCUCGCCCAAGAAAUCUUCGGCCGCAAUCGAGGAAAUAAGAGAGGUUCCAACAAGAAUGAUAGAUCCGCUUCCAACAGCCCGAGUCUCGCCAGUCGUGUUGGUGUCGGCAAGGUACAGCGCUCUUCAUCCUCGACCUCGACUUCCUCCCAGCGCAACCCUUUUCGUCCCUCUCCGUCUCGCAACACCUCAUCGCAAUCACAGCGCGACCGCGCAAAUCGCCUCUCCCAUGCUCUCAACGCGUCUACACCUCUCGGUACUCCAACGGGUCCCCGCCCAGCUGGUGGCUUGACAAUAAAGGGCAAAGCCGGCCCCUGGACCAUCAUUGCGUCCAACUUUGCCCCCGGAACUACAGCAGCCGAUAUUGAAGCUACCCUGUCUCGUGACGCCCUCGAUAGUGACGGGCAGAACGGCUUCCUCGACUGCCGUCUCACCUCGACCCAUCCCACCGUCUCUGCUGAGCUAGUGUUUUCGGAGCGUGCCAUUGCAGAUCGCAUAAUAAGCACCUACAACAAUCAGCUCGCUGACAAUCGGUAUCUGAAAUUGAGCUACCAGAAGCAGCAGAACCAGAAGCAGCCGGGACAAAAGCCUGCAGCUACGUCUACUGCUCCGCCCAUGCCACCUGUCUCAGCCCCGGUUGAGGAGCCCGCCUUUGUGGAGGAUACAGAUAUGAUGGCGGUGGAAGAGACCGCGCAGCCGAGCAAUGAGCCCCAUCCGUACGAUGAUGAGCGCGAGGCUGCAGCAGCGUCAAGAGACCGCCGCGAUCGCGAGUCACGGCGUGAUGAGCGCGAUGACCACCGUAAUGACCCGAGACGCGAUGACGAUCGAGAUCGACGCUACAAUGACCGUGCGUAUGACAGAGACUACGACGACAGGCCACGGUACGAAGGGCGGUCCAGCUACGGUAGUGGCAGAGGAAGAGCUUAUGGAAAUAGCGUUCGAGGCGGUUACGCCAGGGCCGCUGCUAGUUCUGGACAUGGCCGGGGUGAACCAAGAGGCGGCUAUCGUGGCUAUCGCUGA
Cyphellophora europaea CBS 101466 is the source of this 1095-nucleotide messenger RNA. RefSeq lists its product as uncharacterized. The record is from RefSeq and is a predicted model, not a curated record. The coding region runs from base 1 to 1095 and encodes 364 amino acids. Lineage: Eukaryota; Fungi; Ascomycota; Eurotiomycetes; Chaetothyriales; Cyphellophoraceae. The transcript has 3 exons.